Molecule: messenger RNA, 653 nt
Organism: Centruroides sculpturatus (bark scorpion)
Lineage: Eukaryota; Metazoa; Arthropoda; Arachnida; Scorpiones; Buthidae
Exons: 4
Coding region: 37-465 (142 amino acids)
Molecular function (GO): peptidyl-prolyl cis-trans isomerase activity
Source: RefSeq, a predicted model, not a curated record
GCCUAGCAUCCUCCUGCAACAGUGCCCCCAUAUUAGAUGCCACAAACUGCCACUGCUAAGAAAUUAAUUUCAGGAACAGAAUUCUGUAUUAAAGAUGAUGAUGAUGAUGAUGUUCCUGAGGAAAAUAAUUUGAAUUAUUUCAAUAAUGAAGAACUUCUGAAAGCUUUAAAUCGAGAAUGUUUAUAUUUUCAAAAUGAAAAUGAUGAUGAAAAUAAUAAUGAUGAUUUUGAUGUUAAAACUCCUUUUGAAAAGAUGAUGAAAACAAUGACACCACUUGUAGAAAAUCAAAUUUUUAAAAAAGAAUUAAAGACAGGAUUUGGAAUAGAAUUGCCAAAUAAAGCAUUCGUUACCGUCCACUAUAAUUUCUACUUAGAAUAUAAUGAUGAGCCAUUUGAUUCAACUAGACUUCGAGACACUCCUUAUAAAUUUGUAAUUACUGGCGAUCUGCUUAGAUGCACGGAAUGAAAAUUUUAUAUUAGUUUUACCAUAAAGUUACAAAGUUAACAAGUGAUCUUGUACUGAUUUGAACAAUUUAUCAAUAUAUCAUUGUAUCGUCUGAGUAGACUAAUUUGCGUAUUUUCUGAAAUUUGCUUAAUUCUUCAAUGUUAUUUUAUGGAUAUUGAAACAUUUUCGAGAGAAGACCUACUUUUAUG